Branchiostoma floridae (Florida lancelet) is the source of this 1061-nucleotide messenger RNA. RefSeq names its product interferon-inducible GTPase 1-like. Gene Ontology annotation, molecular function: GTP binding. Gene Ontology annotation, cellular component: membrane. The annotation marks the transcript as partial. The transcript is spliced from 3 exons. The record is from RefSeq and is a predicted model, not a curated record. NCBI's taxonomy places the organism in Eukaryota, Metazoa, Chordata, Leptocardii, Amphioxiformes, Branchiostomatidae.
GUCUGAUGAUGUCAUGUGUAAAGUUUUUGCAAGCGGAAUGUUGAAAGUGAAUCAUGUAGUUCAAGUGACUUAUGUAUCAGGAGGGGUGAUUCUAAACAAAUGUGAGAAAGGGUAAAAAGGAAAGGAUUGUGCAACACUGGGUUUGUGACACAUGAAAACUGUACUUGUAUCGGGUGGCAACACACCUGACCACUCCCUGACCUAUUGGAAUGGAAUAGUCUGAGCUGUUUAUGGUUGGAUCAUAUGAUCGUCACACAAGUUCCGCAAUUCGGGGUUCAACAGGUGCAAGGUACAGUGAGGUACGGAGUCUCUACUGCAGUUUUUCACUUACAGACAGCACCCUGACCUUGAUUAAAAAUGGGAAACGAGAAGAGCAAAAAUACCCAAGAAGAAGUGGGUGCCACAGAUGACUUCUCUGGUGUCCUCAAGUAAUGGAUGAUGAUGAAGAGGCACCUCCACUAGAUGUUGGUCUUCUUGAGAUAAGUGAAGAUGAUUUGUCCCCACAACAAAGGAAGAUGUUACAUGAAAGAGCUGCAGAUGGGGGAGGAAACAUAACUGCUCAAGAAGCUCUAGACAUCGCAGCUGCUAGUGAGUCAGAACCUGACAAGGUCAAGAUUGGAAUUGUUGGGGAUGCAGGGGCAGGGAAGAGCACGUUUAUCAACUCAUUCCGUGGGUUGUCACCAGAUGAUGUGGGAGCUGCUAAAGUGUCUGCAUUUGGACAUGCCACAACUGAGUCAGAAUCUUAUGAUGUCCCUGGGAAAGCAGUAGUUCUUACUGACUUUCCUGGUGUCUUAUUCAAGCCUAAGAUGGAAGCCAGUAGUACAGAUAUCGAUGGGACUGAAAAGGUUAUCUUCAACACAUCAAGUUACCUUGAUCCCAAUAAAGCAAAGAUGCAAGAGUGUGACUUUUUCCUUAUUUUUAUGCCAAAUCGGCCAGGCAACAAUGUAGUCUGGAUUGCAAAAGAAGUGCGCAAGAUGGGGAAAAGACUUCUGUUUGUCAGAUCACAAGCAGAUGAAGACAUUGAAAGGGCAAGGCAUGACAACCCCAAAGACUUCCAACGA